UGGAGCUAGCAUGGCAACAAACCACACAACAAAAGGAAGUGAAGCUUGUAUGCGCACUAAACAUAUGCGUUUAUAUAACCUCUAGAACUUCUCGAGAAAAACGUACUUCCUUGUUCUCAUUUGGCUCGAAAGAGAUUUUAAACCAUCUCGGCAACCAUGGAGUAAAAGAGCGAAAAGUUGGGUCUGAAUCCACACAAGUUGUCGAGCCCUUCCCAGGGCCCUUUGGGGCCCAGGAAGAGGAUGCAUCGUGGUGGGGACAAGGACUUCCAGAUAUCAGCACGAACGAUGGGCACAUCCUUGCUUUUCCAGCUGUCAGCUCAUGAAAGAGAGCUGGAUUUGGUGUUUUUGGACCACAGCUAUGCCAAGCCAUGGAAUGCCCACCCAGAUGCCAGCAGUGCCCGGCCCACAAGGACGCUGUUUGUUACCUCUCGUCGCCAACCUGAAGCCUUGUCAGACUCUGAUUCUGUUAUAGAUGUGGAAACAGUCACACCGACACCUGUUCCUCUGUAUGACAAUCAGAAAGCUCUUAGUGUGAUGAAGGAGUGUGAGCGGCAUGUUCUGUUUGCUCGCACGGUUGCUGAGAGCCCUCCACCCCCCGACGACUGGGAGGAACAUGUAAACAAGACUGGAUGGUCAGUGACCCAGAACAAACUGUUCAAUAAAGUCCUUAAAGCUCUGCAAGCUGAAAGACUAGCUCGCCUGGCCAAUGAAAAUGCUUCCAAUGAGCCAAUUUUACGGAGGAUAGCCGUGGACAAGUGUGCCAGGAAGGUGCGGCAUGCGUUAGCCGGUGUGAACUGGGACAUCAAACUGACGCAGUGGUUACACACCACCAUGAUUGAAUCCUUAAGCCUCGCCAUGCUUGCUGCUUACCUGGAUGUGCUGCAGACUCUCAAAAGCAAGUUGCCGUUGCUGAUUGACAGAAUGUUGCUGACAUCGGCAAAGACUGGCGCUCCGAGUGCAGAGGCUUUGUCAUUGCUACUGAAACGGCCCUGGGACCCAGCUGUUGGAGUCCUGUCCCAAAACAAACCGAGCAAGCUUCCUGGAUCCCCACUCAUCCUAAUUGCACCAUCAAGCCCAACCAAUCCUGCCCUCUCUACCUCGCGGCGAAUGAGAUUCUGGCAGUCGCAGCUCUCCUGCCUGGGAAAGGUCAUCCCAGUGCACAGCCAUGUCAAUAGCAGCGCAAAUAUUGGCAUCACACAGUGCCUAGAACACAUGUUAGGCACUGUCAGGGCCAAGGUCAUGGAGGUUCACAGCCACUUCCCUCACAAACCCAUUAUUCUGGUCGGCUGGAACGCUGGUGCUCUCAUCGCUUGUCAUGUAUCCCUUAUGGAGUAUCUGACCGCUGUGGUGUGUCUCGGCUUCCCUUUGCUAACAGUCAACGGGCCAAGAGGGGAUGUGGAUGACCCACUGCUGGACAUGAAGACCCCGGUGUUGUUUGUGAUCGGCCAGAAUGCUCUGCAGUGCAGCAUAGAAGGCAUGGAGGAGUUCAGGGAGAAGCUGAGGGCAGACAACAGCAUGGUGAUGGUGGGCGGAGCAGACGACAACCUCAGAAUCAAUUCAGCAAAGAUGAAAUCAGAGGGACUGACACAGACCAUGGUGGACCGCUGCAUUCAGGAUGAGAUAGCUGACUUCUUGUCAGGCGUCCUCACACGGGCAGAGGGCCAUGGCCAUGGCUCAGGGGAGAUGAGGGACCUGGACACAGAGAAGAAGAAAAGGCCUAGACGGGAGCUUCCCUUUGAGAUGGAGAGAGGACGGCCUUCCUCCCCUGCGCUCAGAGUUCCCAUCUCACCAUCAGGUUCAGAGGAUCUGUCCAGUGUCUGCAGCAGCCCCACUUCAAGUCCCAAACCCAAGACGUGUGGUCUCUCUCCAGCACAGAAGUCCAGUCUGAUCACAGCCACGCAGCUCCUCAAGACACACAUGCAGCGCUCUGGGACAGUGCUCACUCACAAGCAGGCUCAAGCUCAGUUUGCUGCUUUUAUGAAACAAAACAUGCUUGUGAGGAAAAAUCUUCCUCCUGGCACCCCUCCUUGUAUUUUUGUGCCAGUGACCAGCGAUCAGAUGGAGGGCCUGGACAGAGAUGAGCUGAGGCCCCAUGGCAAGAGGAGGCAGGCGCCUAGUCCCACACCAAGCAAAGCCUCCAAGAGAGCGAAGAUCAAGGUCACCAUUGUUUCCCAGAACGAGUCAGUAGGGGGCACCAUGAGCCCUGCUGCACAGGAAGUGGGUGUUUCUGGGAAGCCCUUAACAGUGACAGUGGGACAGACUGUGGCUGGAGCCAAGGAGCUCUCUGGACUGCUCACAGGCCAGCGGUCUGGUAGUCUCUCAGAGAUGUCUGGUGCCCUGUCCCCAGGCGCCAGCUCAUUCAACAGCGUGCAGCCUUGCAUGGUGUCAGGGUCCUCCACACCAGUCCAGGCGCAAGCUCCGGCUACUGCCCAAGCGCCGUCCGCCAGCAGUCUGCUACAAGGCCUAAGUUUCAGUCUUCAGGAGAUCGUCACCAAAGCUCCUAGUCUGCCGUCCACUGCAGCCAACGCAGGCAGCACCCAGGCGGUCUGUGGGAAGCCCCAGGGUCAGGUCCUGAGCUCCAUCGGUACCAGCAGCAGUACUCUGCUCCGGGCGGUGCCUGUGGUCACCACAGGAGGAGUGACUAAAACCACUGCCAUCCACCAGCUGCUCACCAAUGGCGGGCUGGCCAAACUUGCCAGCAGCUUGCCCGGCUUGGCGCACAUCACCAAUCAGACCGCUGUAGGGCAGAAAGCCCCCACUUCGAUAACGGUGACCCUUCGAGGAGCACAGCCGAGUCGAGUGGGAUCUCUCAGCCAAGCUGGUGAGGUUGUGACGCCGACUCGUACCCAUGAGCCAAAGCAGUGAAAAUCUCAGCUCUCGGUUUCCAUGUGGGGAUUAAGCUGGUGCUGUGCCAGAGGCGUCUGGGAGCCACAGCCUGCUGAAAAGCCUGUACCCUCCCUGCAGUGAUGAACGCAACACCCCACAACACGCAGAACACCUGCCUCACAUCCUCCAGAGGGCUCCCCAGGCGAGAUGGUUGGAAAAGGCCAGGCAGCCACCGUCGGCUGUGGCUGAGCCGCGACGAUGCUUAACCUCCCUGCACGGAGCGCUGACUCUACUAACACUGCAGUGCUGCUCUUCAUGCUACAGCCUGUGCUCUCUUCUUGCACCUUUAACUUUAAUGAACAAAUUCUGACAGCCUGAUAUACAACAUCAUCCCAUGUCCUCCUCUAGGGAGGAAAUUACAUCGUGUGGGGAUAAACUGCAACCUACUGGACUGUGAUAAUGCCAGUGUGCAGGCUACAAAAGGACAGAUGUGCAACUCUUGAUGCUGCACACAUACCACACGGCAAUUAAAAAAAAAAAAAAAAAAAAAAAAAAAA
Molecule: messenger RNA, 3383 nt
Organism: Chelmon rostratus (copperband butterflyfish)
Lineage: Eukaryota; Metazoa; Chordata; Actinopteri; Chaetodontiformes; Chaetodontidae
Gene: kansl3
Product: KAT8 regulatory NSL complex subunit 3
Exons: 22
Coding region: 241-2865 (874 amino acids)
Biological process (GO): positive regulation of transcription by RNA polymerase II
Cellular component (GO): NSL complex
Source: RefSeq, a predicted model, not a curated record